This is a messenger RNA of Aedes albopictus (Asian tiger mosquito), 2200 nucleotides long. RefSeq names its product vacuolar protein sorting-associated protein 4. Bases 1109 to 2134 code for a protein of 341 amino acids. The record is from RefSeq and is a predicted model, not a curated record. Gene Ontology annotation, molecular function: ATP hydrolysis activity; ATP binding. Lineage: Eukaryota; Metazoa; Arthropoda; Insecta; Diptera; Culicidae. Gene Ontology annotation, biological process: vacuole organization; endosomal transport. The transcript has 3 exons.
UAAAAAAUGACUCAUAGGGUAAUUCAUGUAUUUUGGACAGGCUGAGGACAACGUUGGAAAAAUCGUCCCCUAGCUUCCUUAGAAAGCAUUUGAUUAUUUUGCAAAGUUACUAAUACGCUUAUAAUAUGAUUGUACUUUGCCUUCCUGGCGAUAAAAACCUUAACGAAAGCAUUUUAAGCUGAGAAAAUCACAAUUUUUAAUCGCCUGUUAGAAUCGCAUUUUGGACACCGAAUAUAUGUUUUGGACACCCUCAGGUAUAUAUAAUUUGGACAGGGCAAUUAUCUCAAUGUUUAGCCAUGAAUACUGCUAAAUCACGGAAGUAGCAUAAAUUAAUAAAUAUUUUCUUGCAAAUAAUCAAAUUUCUCCGCUUAACAGGCAUCUAAUUUGAUGACUAUUACAGUUUUUGUUGAAAUCGUGGAAACAUCGCCAGACCCACAGAAUACGCCUCCAAGUAUGCAAUCGCAUAGCAUCCCCAUGUAGUUUGUCAGAUGACCAAAAUAUAUUUACAGUAGAAAACAUGCAAUGUAUUUUGGACACCUCUUAUUUUAAGCGUUCUAGAUGAAUGUUAAGAGAUUGGCUGCCUAAUGCUUCUUUAUUAAACAUUUUUCAUUGCAAAAAGGCAUUUCAAUUUCUUACAAUUAUUAUUUCAACGUUUCUGGGGUGAAUAUUGUAUGUGACUGUGAAGUGUAUGUUGUCUUGCAUACCUGUGCAUUUGAGGGGUUUUAGUGAAAUAAUUUACAUUUUCAAUAAUUUUGAAGCAAAUCCGUAAUUGCUAAGCAUAUUUUCAACGUAAGUGAUCAGAAUAGGGUCUGUUUGAUCCAAUAAUCCAUAUUGAGAAAUGUCUACUUUAAUUAGCUUUCCAGAACAAGACAUACAUUGCCGUGCAUGUCCAAAUUAUAUACAUGUCCAAAUUAUAUUUUUUACCCUACGAUAGGUAUCGAUAGCAAAAUAAAGCAUCACCACACAGCUGAUUGAAUGAUGUCGUAUGAAAUGGGAAUCCUAAGUGUGUGCGGGCAAGUUGCGGUCGAUCUCACAAAUGUUAUCGUGAAAGAUACCUGAAGAUUUGUUCGUGGAUUUAUGAAAAAAAAACUUCCGGAUAAUAUCGAGAAUGACCGGAACCAGUGCCAUCGACCCGGAUGUAUUAGAAGGGAAUAAAUUGCUACGCGAUUUUGAAACAUCAAUUCUUUCCAAAGACACCAAUGUUCAAUGGUCGGAGGUUGCUGGACUAGAAGAUGUGAAAGAAGUACUGAAUGAAGCUGUAGUUCUACCAAUCCAGAAUAGGCAAUCGCUUACGGGGGUGCCAACAUGCUGCAAAAGAAUUUUGUUGAUUGGUCCUCCUGGUACUGGAAAAACGUAUAUAGUCAAAGCAUUAGCAACACAGGUGAACAGUUCAACGUUCUCCUGUGUAUCAAGUUCAGACUUGGUAUCAAAAUGGGUGGAGACAUCGGAAAAGUUAAUACCGCAUUUAUUUGAAAUGGCUCGAGCCCGGAAACCCAGUAUUAUUUUCAUCGAUGAGAUAGACAUGCUGUGUCAAUUAAGAUUGGACAACGAAAGUGUCCGAAGAAUAAAAAUAGAAUUACUGUCUCAAAUAAAAAAUUUAGAUAAUACUGAUGAAAUUUCCUUACUUGGAGCGACAAACGCUCCUUGGUUUUUAGAUUCCGAUGUUCUGGAAUGUUUCCGGAAAUGUGUCUACGUUCCAUUGCCACACGAACAAGCUCGGCUGAUGUUGCUCAAACACCAUCUAGGCAAAGCUACCAAUAAUCUUACUCAGCAAGAUAUCGAAAUCAUUGCCAACCGGACCGAGGGUUACACAGGGGCCGAUAUCAUUUCGUUAACUCGGGAUGCACUGAUGCAUCCAGUACGGAAGGUUCAAUCGGCGACGCAUUUCAAAAAGACUGCCGGUUCGUCUCCUAACGACGAGAAUACGAUCGUAGAUGAUCUAUUUGUGCCUUGUGAUGCAAACGAUGCCGAAGCCAUCGAAAUAAGUUGGACGGAAGUUGCCAGCGAAAAGCUUUGCAUUCCGCCAGCUACGAUGGACGAUGUUCUCGCGUCGUUUUCCAAUGCCAAACCAACUGUAGACGAACAAUAUGUGGAAAAGUUGAACAAAUUUGUGGAAGAUUUUGGAAAUAUAUAGGCUACAGGUAACACUAGAGGUGUAUGACAUGCAAAUAAAAACUAGCAUUGCAGUGAUCCAAUGUCC